Messenger RNA from Diprion similis, 2227 nucleotides. RefSeq names its product kelch-like protein 10. The record is from RefSeq and is a predicted model, not a curated record. The transcript is spliced from 9 exons. Lineage: Eukaryota; Metazoa; Arthropoda; Insecta; Hymenoptera; Diprionidae. Gene Ontology annotation, molecular function: protein binding. The coding region runs from base 38 to 2146 and encodes 702 amino acids.
CUCGAGCCAGUGCAGAGAACAUUGAACAUAAUAUAUUAUGGAAAGCAGGAUGAAGUCGAGGAAAUUAAUGCGAAAUCGUACCUCACGGACGUCGGUAUCCGGCACCAGACACAAACAGUGCAAAAAGAAGCAGGUUGUAAAACCGCGGAAGUGCGUCUGUCUUCCCUCGAAUUACGCCCUCGUUGAAUUCCCCGUUGUUUGGUCGGAGCUCAGAGCUAAUCAGCAGCUCUGCGACGGCGCGAUAAGAUGCGCAAGAGAUCAGCUAUUUCCGGUCCAUCGUGCCAUUCUAUCGGCGGUUAGUCCGUACUUCAAAGCGCUAUUUACCAAUAGUCUGAAGGGUGGUAGAACCGACACAACAGAGGUUGUGAUAAGCUGCGUACCCGGUGAAAUAUUUGGACUAAUUCUCGACUACGCUUACACCGGCACUUGUACCGUCACGGCCGAAAAUGUUGAACAGCUUUUACCGCUUGCCGACCAAUUCGAGGUUCUCGGUGUGAUACAGCUCUGCUGUUUGUUCCUGCUCCAGGAACUGAGACCGGAAAAUUGUUUGGGUAUUUUCAAAUUCGCUCGGCACUAUUUUUGCCGUGACUUGGAGGAAAAAGGCCGUAAAUACAUACGCCAUCACUUCAAACAAAUACUCCAAGAAAGUCCCGAGUUCAAGGACCUUUCCUGCGAGGAACUGGAGGCCAUACUCCAGGACGACGAGCUGAACGUCAGGAACGAGGAGCUCGUAUUCGAGGCGAUAAAAAACUGGGUCGAGUCGAAACCGGAUGAGAGAAGGUCCGCUAUACCGGGACUCUUCAAAUGCGUUAGAUUCGGACUGAUGAGUUUCAAAUUUUUCAAUACGAACAUCAUGAAGUGGAGAUUCGUAGAAGAGGAUAAAGAAUGUCAACAGUCACUCUUUCCUGCGAGCAUAUUUCUCGCCGAACAAGACUCCCGGCAGGGGGGAGAAGCCGAUUUAAAAAACCCUCUAGCUCGUCCUCGAAUACCUUAUGAAAUUCUUUUCGCCAUUGGCGGUUGGAGCGCUGGCUCACCGACCAGUUUUGUCGAAACUUAUGACACGAGAGCCGACAGAUGGUUCCUCUCCGUGAAUACUGACGUAACACCGCGAGCUUACCACGGUCUUUGUACGUUGAACAACGUGAUAUACAUGAUCGGGGGUUUCGACGGUAACGAGCAUUUCAACACCGUGCGAUGUUACGACCCGGUAACGAAGGAGUGGAGAGAAAGAGCCUGCAUGUAUCACGCACGAUGUUACGUCAGCGUAUGCACACACGGGGGAAAGAUAUACGCCUUGGGAGGCUACAACGGUAGAACACGUAUGAGUUCCGGUGAACGUUACGAACCGCACAGAAAUCAGUGGGAAAUGAUACCAUCGAUGCAUCGUCAGCGUUCCGACGCAAGCGCUGCGGCACUUCAAGACAAAAUUUAUAUCGUCGGUGGAUUUAACGGGCAGGAAGUCCUCAGCUCAGCCGAAGUAUUCGACGUCGAGACUAGCCAAUGGAGCUUCAUUCAUUCCAUGACCAGUCCUCGUUCCGGCGUUUCCCUCGUCGCUUUUCGCGACAAUCUUUACGCCCUUGGUGGAUUCAAUGGAUUCACGCGCCUUAGUUCAGGCGAACGAUACAAUCCAAAUCAUUCGUCAGAUUGGCACGAAGUGACGGAGAUGUUCAGUCCGCGAAGCAACUUCGCCACGGUUAUUCUCGACGACAUGAUAUUCGUCAUCGGCGGUUUUAAUGGAUCAACGACGAUCGCUUACGUCGAGUGUUACGACGCUGAGAGCAACGAAUGGUACGACGCUUCACCGAUGAAUUUGAAUCGAAGUGCUUUGAGCGCCUGCGUGAUCGCCGGUCUAGUUAAUGCCCGGGAAUAUUCGUACCUGAGCAAGGCUCGAAACCUAGGACAAGGUCAGGCAACGACAAAAAACCCUGUGAAACCUGAUCAGGGCGGUGAAGGACCCGGGGAAAUGUAUCCGGCGGUGCCGGGCGAUCAGGAAGCUGGUUUCAUACCUGGUCCUGCAGGGCACUUGAUUAUCGACGGCGCAAUUGACGGAAUCGCGGAAGGUGGCGCUUUAAUUCUCGCGGACGAUUUGCAGGAGGAGAUGCUGCAAGAAGAUGAUCCCUUGGAUCUCGCUCAGGAAGUCGAUUAAGCCGUACGACUGUCCCGUAAAUUUCGAACCGUAGUCGCGUGAAAAUUGAAGAGAAACGAUGAAUUAAUAAAAAAAAAACGG